This is a messenger RNA of Anopheles stephensi (Asian malaria mosquito), 666 nucleotides long. RefSeq names its product peritrophin-1-like. Lineage: Eukaryota; Metazoa; Arthropoda; Insecta; Diptera; Culicidae. The record is from RefSeq and is a predicted model, not a curated record. Gene Ontology annotation, cellular component: extracellular region. The coding region runs from base 139 to 564 and encodes 141 amino acids. The transcript has 2 exons. Gene Ontology annotation, molecular function: chitin binding.
AUGUAUGGGCCGUACUGUUAUCAAUUAGGCAAAUUACUUUCAACGAUUUUCUGUAUAUAAGCGUCGCGCCGCACACCGACUAAGCAUCAUUUGGUUUCAAGCAAGUUCCAAAGCGCAUCCCUCUGCACACAAACAACAAUGAAGGCCUUCAUCGCACUCGCUGUCCUCGUUGCUGCCGUCGCCGCAGCCCCGCAGUACCCGGAAAUGUCGUACAACGCGUACAACAUGCCCAUGCCCCAGGAGCCCCGCUACGAGCCGUACAAUGCGCAGCCACAGUACGAGGCCCAGCAGUACCAGUACCAGCCCCAGUACCAGUCCCAGUCCCAGAGCGAACAGCUGACUGCCGACGGAUACAAAAUCGUCCCCGGUAUCGUUGAUGCUCGCUGCCCGCGUGCCGACGACCCAAUGAAGCCGGUCCAUCUGCCGGUGAACGGUAACUGUGGCAAGUUCAUGAAGUGCUUCGGUGGCCGCGCCUACGAGAUGGACUGCCCGGCCGGUCUCGAGUUCGGUUCCAAGGUGAACCGUUGCGACUAUCCUGCCCUUGCCCAGUGCUCCCGCUUCUAAAUCGUCGCACGAACGAACGCGUAAAUGUCGUCCCGCAUGCUGUCGAUGAGUUGCGAGGGCAUUUGCUUUGAAUAAACUGUCUGGUUUUUGCACUGAAAUCUA